UCGGUUUUACUUGCACUCAACUCAACACUCGCAAAGUCGUACGUCGGUGUAAAAUCAGAAAGCAAUUCUCAUAACCAAUUCAAUUGUACUAAUUUUGCUCUCGUGAACAAGUUCUAGUCGGCACGAAAGUGUUCGAUUUAUUUAUAAUUUGCCAAAAUUAAACUAUUAAAAGUAUUAAUUAGAAAAAUGUCUGACGCUGUUGGCAAGAAGUUAUGUGAAUUAAAAGUUGCCGAUCUCAAAGAACAAUUGGAAAAACGUGAAUUAGAAACAACUGGUUCCAAGGCAGCUUUGUCAGAGCGUCUGGAAAAGGCAUUGAAAGAUGAAGGAAAAGAUCCAAGUACCUACGUAUUUGAGAAGGAUUCACUCAAGCAGAUUGUAGUGAAAGAGGAACCAAUCGAAGUUGAAGAUAGGUGCGAAGAGGAGCCGCGGGAAGAUGAUGGGGAAGACGACGAUGUUAUAAUUGAUGAAGUCGGCGAAGUCGAUGAGGAGGAAAAUCACCAAGAAGAGGAUUAUGAGGAGGAACAAGAAGAAGAAGUAGAAGAGGUAACUGAGGACACUCAAAACACUGAUAACAAUGUAAUUGACAAUGAGGAAUCUAUCAAUUUAACAAUUGAAGAAGAUGAGCAACAACUUUUGCACAAUGAAGCUCCAGACGAUAAGGAUAAAACUCUGACUGAUGAGAACACAACAGAGACAAGCAAAUCAAAGAACAAGGAUAAGGAUGAUUCUUCCGAAGAAAAGAAGACCAAAUCUGACACCAAGAAAUCUGAUUCGGACAAAGAGAAGAAAUCAUCGUCGGCAUCUACCAGUGGAAAGGAAGAAUCUUCCAAGGAUGAUAAAACAGCUGAUAAACAAAAGGACGAAAGCGCUGAACAAAAAUCGUCAUCAAAAUCAUCUGCAUCGAAGGAUGACAAAGAAAAAUCAUCAGCCCAAGCAACGGAUUCAUCAAAAUCGAAAACAUCUUCGUCUAGUCGCAAUUUGUGGGUAUCCGGACUGUCGUCUCUAACUCGUGCCAGUGACUUGAAGACGAUCUUUUCAAAAUAUGGCAAAGUUAUCGGCGCUAAGGUGGUUACCAAUACACGUACACCGGGAACCCGCUGCUAUGGUUUCGUAACAAUGUCCUCGUCAGUGGACGCAAGUCGGUGCAUUGAUCAUUUGCAUCGUACCGAAUUGCAUGGUCGCAUAAUCUCUGUGGAGAGAACGAAGAACGAAAUCGGUUCUGGUAAUAACAGCAAUACAGCAGCAGGUGCAGCCAAUUCAGCUGGCAAGAAGAAGGAAGAGGACUCGAAGAAAUCAUCUCCGGUUAAGGACGCCAAAGCGAAGGCAGGUGAUGGUGCCGACAAAAAGUCAAUAACAUCCAAUAGCGCUUCUGGCAAGGAUGAUAAGGACAAACCAAAGGGUGGUGCCAUCAAGGCUGGUGCAUCUGAUACUGAGAACAAAGGCGUCGAUGGCGAUAGGAACAAAGCAGACAACGCCCUACGCCCUCGACGAAAUUCACGUUCACGAGACCGGCGACGCAUUGAACGACCACCACUACCACCACGCAGAGUAAGCAUUGACCGUGAAGAACGUGAGCGGGAACGAGAACGUCUUCGCCGUGAGAGAGAAAAGGAGCGUGAACGCCGAGAACGGGAGAUCCUCUCUUACCAGAAGAUCCGUGAAGAAAGGGAACGCCAGCGACUGAGGGAACGCGAACGUGAGCUGCGUGAAGAAGAGCGUCGUCGUCGUGAGAUCCGUGAGCGCCAACGCGAAGAGGAACUUCGUCUAGCUGAGGAACGUAGAAAACUAGCUGCCGAACGUGAGCGUUUGGAAAGAGAGAAAGCCGAGUUGUUACGUUUGGAACGUGAACGCCAGAAGUUGGAACGUGAAAAAAUCGAACUGGAGCGCCUAGAACUCAAGCGCCAACAAAUGAAAAUUAUGGCAACAUCACGCAUUGAAGAGCCGCCAAAGAGGGCUGUAAAGAGAUCGGGCGAUGAUCGAUAUCCUGAGGCAACCGAACGCAAACGGAAUCCCGGAGCACGCUUUGAAGCACCCCCACCACCAAGAUUUGAUGCUUCUAUUGCAACAAGCUACGACAAAAAACGUGAUGAUUAUGGAAGCUCGUCAAAACGUGAUGACUACACAUCGAAACGUGACGAUUAUACAUCAUCGAAACGCGGAAGCGGCGGCGGAGUAGGAGCCGAUGAUUAUUCAGGCAGCCUGAAACGUAGUGCAGUCGGAGCAGAUGAUUAUUCCAGCAGCUUGAAACGCAGUGUAGCCGAUGACUAUUCAAGUGCCAGCAAACGCACAGUAGAUGAAUACUCAUCGAAGCGCGAUGAAUACAUAUCUUCAAAGAGAGGUGGUGGUGGCGAUGAGUACACUUCCAGCAAACGCAGCGGGGCCGAUGCUUCUUAUCCAUCGAGCAAAAGAGACGAGUAUAAGCGGGAAGUUGAAAUUCGUCAUGUUCCUUCGUCCAGUUAUCAUUCAAAUGGAGGCAGCGGUAUGAAUUCAUCAUCAUUCUUUCCACGUCACGGUCAAACUGCUGGAGGCAGUAGUAGUAAGCGGUAUGAGAAUGCUUCGUAUGGAUCUGAUCGUCAAAGUGGCGCUAACAGCAGCGGUGCCAACUGGCAAAUGCAGGGCCAUUCUAGCCAUGGAAGUCAUUCCGGGCAUGGACAUGCAUCACAUUCUGGUGGCGGACCGUCUGGUAUGAAGUCAUAUGCCAGCAAUGGAAUGUCCUCGAAUGGAGGAAUACCUGGUGGCAGGCAAGCAUUGAAAUCCGAUGAGCAUUGGAGAACGACGUUGGCGUCAUCCGGUGACCGUUACGAUAGAACGUAUAAUGAGAGAUCUGGACCGUAUGGUGGUGGAAGCGGUAGCAGCCGUCCAGUUUCUGACAGAUAUGGUGGCCAAAUAUCGUCACGCUAUGAGAGUAAAUAUUAGUCAAGAUUCGUAGGAAUAUAAAGAUCGUCAUCAGCUUAUAAAUAAGUCAUUUAUAUGCUUUAAAAUACCGCUAAGAUUAAUUUUAAGAGUUCUUCUUUGGUUUAUUUUUCUAACCAAAAUAAAUUAGAAUAAUGCUUUCAUUGCAUCAGAUUGAUUGUGAAGGGUUUUACACUCAGCUUAGGCUACGUAACAGUUAUACAUUCGUUGUGAGUGUAAAUUAAGAAUGUACAUCGUUUUUAUUUUUAACUUCAUGACCAUCAUUCAAAUAAAAAAUAAAAUGAAUACAGUAAUAAAAAUGAUCAAAUCAAA
Eupeodes corollae is the source of this 3225-nucleotide messenger RNA. It is a transcript of the gene Saf-B, whose product is annotated as SAFB-like transcription modulator. Gene Ontology annotation, molecular function: RNA binding; sequence-specific DNA binding. Gene Ontology annotation, cellular component: nucleus. The record is from RefSeq and is a predicted model, not a curated record. The transcript is spliced from 9 exons. Gene Ontology annotation, biological process: regulation of mRNA processing; regulation of transcription by RNA polymerase II. NCBI's taxonomy places the organism in Eukaryota, Metazoa, Arthropoda, Insecta, Diptera, Syrphidae. Bases 187 to 2916 code for a protein of 909 amino acids.